UUUAAUAUUGAACAUAAUACUGAAACAAUACGGUCGUAAUCAGUAUUUUUUUUAGAAUUUUGAACAUCAUGCAAAGUAGGAUUGGUAGAAAGUGCGACGUUAAAAUACCUGACAAUCCGUUUCCGUUCAAGCAUACAGGCAGACGUCAACGCUAAAUUAGUCCAAUUUUUAUUUUGCCGAUAAUCCUCCAACUAGAACCAUAGCUAGUCAUCGUCACAUUUAUCUAAGAGUACUCCCUGUUUUCAACAAAACUCAACAUGCCACGAGGUAAAUACACGAACCACAAAGGCCGCAACCGCAAGUUCACCAGCCCCGAGGAGUUGGAGGAGCAAAGGAAACAGGAGGAACAGAAAAAAAAAUGGAGAAAAGACCACGGUGAGGACACUUCUAGUGAGGAGGAGUCUGGCAAUGAGAAGUCUGGCUCGGGCAGUGACUCUGAUAGUGAUUCAGAUGACGAGCAUCCAACUAAGGCAAAGGGUGUGUCUGGUCUCAUUGAAGUAGAAAAUCCAAACCGCGUAGUCAAGAAAAACAAGAAAUUAUCUAACCUAGAUAACCUAGGAGAAGGAGGGAAACCGCAACUUUCAAGACGUGAACGCGAGGAGAUAGAACGUCAGCGCGCGGCAGCGGCGUACCAGAAGGCGCACGCGGAAGGCAAGACGGAGCAAGCGCGCGCCGACCUGGCGCGCCUCGCUAUCAUCCGCCAGCAGCGCGAGGAGGCCGCCAAACGCCGCGAGGCAGAGAAGAAGGCCAAGGAAGAGUCUACUACGAAAAAGAGCCAUUGAUUACAUCCCCUCAUAUAUCGCGCUCUUCGGGACCCUGAAUACAAGGUAGACAAAUGUCUCCAGGAUAGGCUCCAAGAAGAAUGUUCAUCUUUCGCUGUUCACGGGCUCAUAAUCUCAGUCUAGGUGGCUUUCAAAAUCUAUCAGUUCAAUAUAUUCUUCGACCCCACGCAUAAGGAAUUGUCUCAGUAUAAUACGCAAAGCAUAAUAUUUAAUAAUCCAUUUAUCAAAGAUUUUGUAAAGCUUCCCUAGCGUUGAUGUUCGUUUAGGUGUGUUCACAUCAUGACCAACGUCACUACCACAUAUAUAAUAACCGCAUCGCCGCGCAACUAUGUGUUCCGUACCGUACCUAAUAUAACCGUAAUGUGUAAAAUUAAGCAUGUGUGAGUGUUAAAUCCAAGAGUUAUAUAGAUUUACAGUAAUUUAUCUAGGUAAAUUAAUGGGACAUUAUAGAGAUUUUCAAGAAUGAUCAUCAAGUUGGUAAUUAAUUUAUGGGAAUUAUAAAUUUAUUUGUACAUAAUAUAGUGCAUUUUUAAUCUAUUUCUGCCAUACGCUAAUUGUUUUUACAACAUUAUGAAAUAUAAACGCUUGUUUCAAAAACAUGUAAAAUAUGCGUCAUUGAUUUCUGUUCUCAUAAAUUAAAGUAGGUUAUUUUAUAUUUUAAUUAAUGUUUUAUGGGAAUUAAUGAAAACGUUGCAAUGUUAAAUAUAUAUAUUUUUAAAUAUAAAUGAUACAAGGUAUGUUUAUAAUAGUAUAAUUUCGUUUCCACCGGACGGACAAGAGUCCUAUUAUGUAUGAAUUUGCUUAGGUCUAAUUACCUAGAUAGUCUCAGUAGACAAUUUUUAUAUGCGAAUAUGUAUUCUAUACAAUAAAAAUUGAAAAGGA
Pectinophora gossypiella (pink bollworm) is the source of this 1664-nucleotide messenger RNA. Its product is annotated as 28 kDa heat- and acid-stable phosphoprotein-like. The record is from RefSeq and is a predicted model, not a curated record. Gene Ontology annotation, cellular component: cytosol. The transcript is spliced from 7 exons. Gene Ontology annotation, molecular function: RNA binding. Bases 258 to 782 code for a protein of 174 amino acids. NCBI's taxonomy places the organism in Eukaryota, Metazoa, Arthropoda, Insecta, Lepidoptera, Gelechiidae.